AUGACUUUUGUCCUCAAUUUUCAGAAAAGCAAUAUUGACACUUCUGGGCAGGAGCAACAGUCCAAUGAUACACAACAGCCACAAUCUAUUGAAGUGUUGACUCCUUCCCUGUGGCCCAGGCCUGUGUCUGUUCCUGUGCUCCAUGUUUCACUGAUUACUACUACCCAUGAUGCAAGCAACUCUCCAAAAGCUUCAUCCCACGCAAACACAGCAGAUACAACCCCUCAAGACUGUUUUGAUCAUAGCAAUGACACCAUCAACAUGAGCACUUGUAUUACUGAGGACACAGAGAUGCCUGUAGAAGUAACAGUUGCAGCCAUAGCCUCCUUCCCUGUUAUCAAGAACCCUCUUGUGAAGCUUGCCAGCUGUUAA
This is a messenger RNA of Suillus subaureus, 372 nucleotides long. RefSeq lists its product as uncharacterized. Bases 1 to 372 code for a protein of 123 amino acids. The transcript is spliced from 3 exons. The record is from RefSeq and is a predicted model, not a curated record. NCBI's taxonomy places the organism in Eukaryota, Fungi, Basidiomycota, Agaricomycetes, Boletales, Suillaceae.